Molecule: messenger RNA, 1300 nt
Organism: Baudoinia panamericana UAMH 10762
Lineage: Eukaryota; Fungi; Ascomycota; Dothideomycetes; Mycosphaerellales; Teratosphaeriaceae
Exons: 1
Coding region: 386-952 (188 amino acids)
Source: RefSeq, a predicted model, not a curated record
CAACGACGCGUCUCAGACAUCAGCUUCCAGCAACCGCGCCUCAAUCAGCACGGUCGAGUGACUCAGCAAGCAGAGUCACGUCUCGACUGUCCCACUGCUCCUACCAGUCAUCAUCGAUUGCUCCCGCAUCAGUAGCACCUUUUCCCGUGCCCUUUGUUCGCCGAAUAACCCGCUUCGGAUCCUAAGCACACCUGUCCGCUAAUAACAAAGCCAAACGAGUCCAGACCGGCAUCUGGAUAGCUCAGCUCUUGCAGUCCGCUCAGAAUAGCCCAAGAGCAUCCAGAACUCUUCCCCAAGCAGUAUUGUAGUCCUCGUCUAGCCAUGUCCUCUGAGCAGACUUUCUCCACUUCCGACCUACGCAGCACUGCUCAAGACUAUAAGCGGGAUGCUGCUCGCAAAAGCAAAUGGGCUCUCGGCAGCGCUGCCACGUUUGGCAGAGCCGAAGAGGACCAUCCUCGGCCUCAGCGUCCCCACGAGACGUGCGUUAUACCCAUUCGUCGCAGAUUCCAUGCUGACAGCUAGCAGCAACUUCAACUUCAAGCGCCGUGCAGUCAAAGGUGCCGUAGCGGCUCUCCACCACGGCACCAAAGUCGCUCGCAGGCAUGACAUGCUAGAGGGCACCGCCAUGUCUGACGAGUCCUCAAACAGCUCAGCCUCCGACUACGACGAGACUCCUUCGCCUCCGGCCGACGCCAGUGUCGUGUACUCUUUCGACGCCGCUCGUUCGCCAUCCCACGGUAGUCAGAUCCUGAACGCUGCUCUUGCCCAGGCUGUUAAGAAGUAUGAGGAUCGCGAAACGGUGAAGCUUAUCAAGGACGAGUAUGAAGUCCUUGACGAUGAGGGCGAGUCGAUCGGGGUGACGCCGGCCAAGAAGGGCAAGAAGGCCAAGGUUCAUGCUGAGCCGGCUGUCGUACUUAUGGACGCUGACGACGGGGAUUGGGAGUGCAUUUGAGAAUGUCGGGUUCUGGACACAGUGAACGCAUGGCACCAGAUGGACGCUCUUUCGGCCUCUUCGAGAUGGUGUUCGAAUGUUGCUGCUGGAUAUUGGCGUUGCGUAGGUUAACUGCAUUGGAUGUCUGUGAUCAUGAGAAGGACGAUCGGCGUUCUUUGAGGACAUGAGCUACGCUACCCUAGUGCCUGUGAUAUCACCUAUUCGUUAGCUCAACGGGAUUGUGACGAAGACUGUGUGUGAUCAGUUGACCGCAUAGCAUAAGGAAUUGCACGUGUCUCUCAUCCUACAGAUACAGCUUAACAGUGCUGAUUGUGAGGGAGUCCGCUAGCAAACAGUACAACUCUUAGG